Messenger RNA from Cheilinus undulatus (humphead wrasse), 2453 nucleotides. It is a transcript of the gene chaf1b, whose product is annotated as chromatin assembly factor 1, subunit B. Gene Ontology annotation, biological process: DNA replication-dependent chromatin assembly; nucleosome assembly. The record is from RefSeq and is a predicted model, not a curated record. Gene Ontology annotation, molecular function: protein binding. NCBI's taxonomy places the organism in Eukaryota, Metazoa, Chordata, Actinopteri, Labriformes, Labridae. The transcript is spliced from 14 exons. Gene Ontology annotation, cellular component: CAF-1 complex; nucleus. Bases 76 to 2001 code for a protein of 641 amino acids.
CCGGAAGUUUUGAACGAAUCAUACGCGGGAAAUUACUGUUCGCUUGAACGGGACUGAAGAGGAGAUUUAUUAAAAAUGAAGGUUGUAACAUGUGAGAUUGCGUGGCACAACAAAGAGCCAGUCUACAGCCUGGACUUCCAGCACAGCACUGAUGGACGGAUUCAUCGACUGGCCACAGCUGGAGUGGACACGACAGUCAGACUGUGGCGGGUCGACACCGGCCCCGAUGGGAAAGCUGCGGUGGAGUUUUUGUCUAACCUGGCUCGACACACAAAGGCAGUCAAUGUGGUGCGUUUUAGCCCAAAUGGAGAGCUGCUGGCAUCAGGAGGAGAUGAUGCAGCCAUUCUGUUAUGGAAGCUAAAUGACUCUAAAGAGCCUGAGCAGGCGCCUAUAUUUCAGGAGGAUGAAGAUGCUCAGCUCAACAAGGAGAGCUGGACUGUUGUAAAGACAUUAAGGGGUCACAUAGAGGAUGUGUACGACAUCUGCUGGGCACGUGAUGGGAACUUCAUGGUGUCAGGGUCUGUGGACAACACUGCUGUGAUGUGGGACAUCAACAAAGGACAGAAGCUUUGUAUUCUAAAUGACCAUAAGAGCUACGUCCAAGGAGUGACAUGGGAUCCCUUAGGCCAGUAUGUAGCCACCCUCAGCUGUGACAGACUGAUGCGUGUGUACAGUACUCACACCAAGAAGAAAGCCUUCUGUGUCAGUAAAAUGAGCUCUGGGCCACUUGCAGAUGGAGAGGUCAAACAAUACAGAAUGUUUCAUGACGACAGCAUGAGGUCGUUCUUUCGACGUCUUUCUUUCACUACUGACGGCUCUUUCCUGCUUGCCCCAGCUGGAUGUGUGGAGAUUGGAGAAAACAUCAUUAACACCACCUACAUCUUCUCCAGGAAGAGCCUUAAGAGGCCAAUUGCACAUCUGCCGUGCCCGACUAAAGCCACGCUAGCUGUGCGCUGCUGCCCUGUCUACUUUGAACUGAGGACCAAGAAGGGAGAAGAUGGGUCCGUUCAGACUCUUCCCAACCUAUUCCAGUUGCCGUACCGGAUGGUGUUUGCUGUUGCGUCUGAAGACUCCAUCUUCUUGUACGACACGCAGCAGACUCUUCCUUUUGGCCUGGUGUCCAACGUGCACUACCACACCCUCAGUGAUCUGACAUGGUCUCGUGAUGGUUCCUUCCUAGCCGUUUCCUCCACAGAUGGUUAUUGCUCCUUCUUGUCCUUCUCUCCUGGAGAGCUGGGCACUCCGCUCAAGGAGCCCCCUACCCUGGAGGUCUUUGCCCCCAACACUGCUGCUGAGAAAAAGGGCAAAAAGUCGGCCAAGACAUCCUCUCCUGUAACCCAUCCGCCAAACUCUGCCCCGACUCCUGCAUCCCAGUCUGGACUCAACAAAGACGCCUCCUCUGCCACCCCUCCAGAGGAGAAGAAGAGCACCCCCAGUGCUAAGUCCAAACCACAGCCCCGUAGGAUCACCCUAAAUACCCUGGAGGGCUGGGGGAAGCCAUCCACCCUUAAAACCACGGCUCCUUCAGCCCCUCAGACCUCGACAUCUGCAAGCACUAGUGCACCCUCUACACCGCAACCUCGUCUCACCCCUCUGACUCCGACCAGCUCUUCCAAGCAGCCUCGCAACGCCCCUCUGACCCCGACCAGCUCUUCCAAGCAGCCUCGCAACGCCCCUCUGACCCCGACCAGCUCUUCCAAGCAGCCUUGCAGUGCCCCCCUCACUCCCUCCACCCCCAAAGUCCUUAGCAGCGCUAACACUGCAGGCACCACCACUCCUAAGGGAACAACACCAAAGGGACCAACACCAAGGAGAGUAUCUCUGACUCCUGUUGUCUCUCGCUCUCCAGUUGUUAGUUCACUCUUCCGUACUCCCUCAUCCACGGAGAAGGCCAAACACGAGCGUCCGUCUCCUCCCACCGAUCCAGUCUGCCAGCCUCCAGAGUCCAAACGGCCCAAGACCAGCAAGCCUGCAGCAAAGACCAGUGGCACCAAGGCUUAGUGGUUACUGGGAUCAACUAUGUCAGAAAAACAGGACUGAAAUAUUAAAGUUUUCAGUAAAAUUAAAAAAAAAAAACACCAAGGUUCUCCCCCAUGUACAAAACCUCUAGUAUUUGAUAAGGUUGAAGUGUGCUCAGUCAAAAAGACUGCAGUAAAGAACCUGGAGUUCUCUUUUAGUCGUGUGUAUGUUUUGUAUUAUUACGUAAAUGAGCAUCAUUGUGUAACAUUAGAUUUGUCUGACAUUUAAGUGCUUUUGUAAAAUGAAAUUUUCCCUUUGUAACAAGAACAUGUGAUUUAAAAUAAAGCUGUAAUGAAAAUAUAGGAAGGCACUCAUGUCAAAGUGCUGCCCUGUAAGAGAUUUUCAAAACAAUCUGAGUCUUCAUUGCUGAAGAUUUCUUAAAACUCAUGCAUUUAAAGGGGAUUUUUUCGUUGUCUAAUAAAAUAUUUUUUUGU